AUGGUAAAACGAUCUUUAGUUACUCGUAUGAGUUUCUUCUCUCGAAUAUUUUGUCAGCGGAGCUUUCAGAUCAACAAAUUUAGUACUUCCAGUGUAUGCUCAAAUUUAAAAGACCGAAAUAAUGGGAUUUUAUUAUAUGCUUCAAACUCCAUGAAAGAAAAGAAGAGGCUUCCAUUCGUUCCAGGUUCAAAUACAUCGAAGAAUGGCUUUCAAGACAGGAAAAGGCCUAACAAUGUCCCUAGGAAAAAACCUCGUUUUCAAUGGACUUCAGGAUCUGAGCGGGCACAAAGGGCUGCUGACCAAGUCUUACAGCAAGUCUUCAAUAUGAACGGGCGUGGGGUGGUAAAAGUUGUUGAUCAAGAAACAAAUAAACUCGUAGAGACUACUGUAUUAGAGUUUGUUAGGGGCGUUGAUCUCGAUAAAUGUGGUCUCUCCAUUGUCAAUUUGGAAGAGAGAUCUGGUUAUCAAAUACCUUUACUGAAACUCAUUGACGUUAAAGCUGCUUUGAAAAAGCAUUCGGAUGAAAUUGGUCGUCGCAAAAGAGACGAAUUAAGUCGAAUGGGUCUGCCUUCAAAAAGAAUGGGUAAAAGUAAUGAGCACGAAAAAAGUAGUGACAACGUUAAACAUAUCAAGGUAUCGUGGCAAAUAUCAGAUUUUGAUCUUGCUAAACAAAAAGCAAAUGAGAUAUCUUCACAGCUGAAGAAGGGCUUCAAAGUAAAUCUCUACAUUGAUUCUAAAGAUGCCCUGAGUAAAGCAAAUUGGGCGGAUAAGUUUGAAGGCAUCGAUAAUUACGACGAUAAUAGAAAGAAGAUUAGCAACAGAGAACUGAAACGUAGAGAAGAAGUCCUUGAACAGCUUAAAUUAAUUUAUGAGGAGCUCACUCUUCAACCGACCAUUGAAGGUGAUCUGAAGUCUCGAAUAAUUCUACGACUACUACCAAAGCCAGUAAUGGCCAAAAAGGAAGACAAAUAUGCUCUCAAGGAAUUGAGAAGGAAGCAAAAACAAGCCAAACUAGAAAAAAGACUAGAGCGAAAAAAGCAAAGAGAUGAAGAUGAAAGUGGUUAG
Molecule: messenger RNA, 1065 nt
Organism: Lachancea fermentati
Lineage: Eukaryota; Fungi; Ascomycota; Saccharomycetes; Saccharomycetales; Saccharomycetaceae
Source: the annotation of a GenBank genome assembly